AUGAAAAUCGUCACAUCAUUGUUCUUACAAUUUUUAGUUCAAAAGUGUGACUUUAACUUCAUUCCAACGAUUCCAAAUCCAAUCGAAUACAAAUAUCAUCCACGAUCUGUUGCUAUUGGUGAUUUUAAUAACGACACUUGGUUAGAUAUUGUUGUUGCCAAUCAUGCAGUCGACAAUAUAGCUGUACUUCUUGGGUAUGGCAAUGGUAAUUUGGGAAGUUCAAUCAUUUAUUCUACCGGUCUACAUUCGACUCCGUAUGCAGUAGCAACGCAUGAUAUCAAUAACGACCAAUUACUUGAUAUUGCUGUUGCAAAUUUUGGUACUAAUAACGUUGGUAUAUUUUUGGGAUCAGGAAAUGCUAGCUUUCAAAGUCAAACAAUAUAUUCAACUGGCUCAUCUCGUCCAUUGUACAUCAGCUUCGCUUAUUUAAAUAAUGAUACAGCAAUUGAUAUAGUUACAGCCAACUAUGGUAUUCACAGUGUGAGUGUAUUUUAUGGACAUGGAGAUGGAGUCUUUUCAAAUCCUAUCACGUACACAAUGGGCUAUGAUUCUUUCCCGUAUGGAGUCGUCUCUGGGGAUUUUAACAACGACAAUCACAUGGAUCUUGCUGUUGCCAAUUAUGGCACAAACAAUGUUGCCGUGCUAUUCGGAAAUGGUAGCAACUAUUUUAUAGAUCAAAAAAUCUUUUCUACAGGCUUUGGUUCUCAUCCAUACUCGAUCGUUGUUAAUGAUUUUAACCAUGACAACUUUUUAGAUAUUGUUGUGGCUAAUUAUGGCAUGAAUAAUAUAGGUGUAUUUUUGGGGUAUGGUAAUGGAACUUUUGCAAAACUAAUAACAUAUUCAACGGGUACUUCUUCUCCAUAUUCUAUUGCUAUUGAUGAUCUUAAUAAGGACAGUCAAUUGGAUUUAGUUGUCACGAAUAAAGGCACUAAUGAUAUAUAUGUAUUUAUUGGAUAUGGCAAUGGUGUAUUUGCAAACCCAAUAGCGUAUUCAACUGGAUCUUCUUCUUCAGUUUCAGUAGCCAUAGGAGAUUUCAACAACGACAAUACAUUAGACGUCACCGUCAUCCAUAAUGAUACAAGUAGUAUUGGUAUUCUUCUUGGUUCUGACAAUAGAUUUCCAAUUCAAACAGUAUAUUCAUCUGGUGGUCAACCAUUUUCGGUAGCUGUUUGUGAUUUGGACGGCAACACCAAAUUAGAUCUCAUUGUUGCUAAUUAUGAUGACAAUAAUAUAGGUGUGCUUUUCGGUUAUGAUAAUGACUCUUUUGCAAAUCAGAUCACAUUUUCAACUGGACUUAAUCCAUCUUUUGUAGCAGUUGAUGAUUUCAAUAGAGAUAAUCAAUGGGAUAUCGUCGUUACUAAUUUUGGUGACAACACGAUAAGUAUACUUCUUGGAUUUGGGAAUGGUUCUUUUGUAGAUCAAAUGACGUAUUCAACUGGUACUCAGCCAUCUUCUAUAGCUGUUUAUGAUAUUAACAAUGACAGUCAACAGGAUAUUAUCGUUGUUAAUUAUGGGAACAACACUGUAAGUGUACUUUUAGGUGUUGGUAAUGGCUCUUUUGCAAAUCAAAUGAUGUAUUCAACUGGUACUCAGCCAUGGUCUCUAGCUGUUGGAGAUUUCAAUAAUGAUAACAGACUAGAUAUUGUCGUAAGUAAUACUUUCGACACUACUAUUAGUGUACUUCUUGGAUUGGGCAAUGGCUCAUUUGAAAAUCAAAUCCAGUAUUUGGUUGGCUCUGGAGCAGUCAGUGUAGUUGUUGCUGAUUUCAAUAAUGACAGUCGAUUGGAUAUUGUCGUCGCUAAUUCGGGUAGCAAUCUAUUAAGCGUACUUUUGGGAUAUGGUGAUGGGUCUUUUGCAGAUCAAACCGUGUUUUUAACUGGCUUCUCUCCAAACGCUAUAGUUGUUAAUGAUUUCAAUAACGAUACUCAAUUGGAUAUUAUUGUUGCUAAUCAUGGUGACAAUACGGUGAGUGUACUCUUUGGGUAUGGCAAUGGUUCGUUUGCACCUCAAAAAGCAUAUUCAACGGGUUCUGGUCCAGGUGCUAUAGCCGCUGGUAAUUUCAAUAAUGAUACCCGAUUGGAUAUUGUUGUUACUAAUCAAGGUGACAAUACUGUUAGUGUCAUGUUUAAUUAUAACGAUGGAACUCUUCUCAACGAAAUAACAUUUGCAUCUGGUGGAGGUUCUGAUCUACAAUAUGUUGUUGUUGGUGAUAUCAACAAUGACAAUCUGUUGGAUAUCAUCGUUGCUAAUUAUGGUACUCAAAGUAUAGGUAUUCUUCUCGGAUAUGGGAAUACUACUUUUCAAAAACAGUUGAUGCUCGCUGUGGGCUUAAAUUCUUAUCCUUAUGCAAUUACCAUGGCCGAUUUCAAUAAUGAUAGUAAAGUGGAUAUUGCAGUAGCGAGUCAUGGUAGUAACACUAUUGGUAUGUUUCUUGGGAAUGGAAAAGGAGAUUUUGUGCGUCAGGAAAUUUAUGGUGAUGGUUCUGUUAUUCCUCCGAUAGUUAUUACUGCAGGUGAUUUCAACAACGAUGGACAAGCAGAAGUUCUUGUCGCAUACAAUAAUACUGAUAAUGUGGAUGUAUUUGUUACAUAUGAUACAGGAUCGUUCACUCCUCAACAGACAUAUUCAAUUGGUACAGGACCCAUCAAUGUUGUUGUAAUUGAUAUCAAUAAUGAUAGCUGGUUAGAUAUCAUUGUCGCCAAUACAGGCGUUAAUACUCUAAGUAUACUUCUUGGAUAUGCCAAUAACUCUUUUGGGCAACCACUAUCAUAUGCAACUGGAACGAAUCCAUCUUCUGUAGUUGUUGGCGAUAUCAACAAUGACGGCCGAUUGGAUAUCGUCGUCACUAAUACGAAUGAUAACACUAUAAGUGUAUUUCUUGGGUAUGGCAAUAGCUCCUUAACAAAUCAAAUGACGUAUCCAACUGGCACUCUACCAUAUGCUGCAAAAAUGGGCGAUUUCAAUAAUGACAAGCAAUUGGAUAUUGUUGUCGCUAACUUUGGCGAUAACACGAUAAGUGUACUUUUUGGCUAUGGCAAUGGCUCGUUUGCAAAUCAAAUCACAUAUUCAACUGGCUCUCAGCCGUAUGCUACAGUUGUUAAUGAUUUCAAUAAUGAUAGCCAACUAGAUAUUGUUGUCAUUAAUCCUGGUGAUAACACUCUAAGUGUGUUUCUUGGAUAUCGUAAUGGUUCCUUUGCAAAUCAAAUCACAUAUUCAACUGGUUCUCAGCCGUAUGCUACAGUUGUUGAUGAUUUCAAUAAUGACAACCAAUUGGAUAUCGUUGUCGUUAAUUUUGGUGAUAAUAAUAUAAGUGUACUUUUAGGUGUUGGGAAUGGCUCGUUUGCAAAUCAAACAACAUAUUCAACUGGUUCUUCACCUAAUGCUGUAUCUGUUGGUGAUUUUAACAUGGACAAGAAAUUGGAUAUUGCCGUUACUAAUCAAAUUGACAACACGGUUAGUAUACUUUUAGGUAUUGGUAAUGGCUCUUUUGCAAAACAAACCAUCUAUUCAACUGGUACUUGGCCAUGGUCUGUAGCUGUUGGAGAUAUUAAUAAAGACAAUCGGCCAGAUAUCAUCGUUACUAAUUUGUAUGACGGCACUGCGAGUGUAUUUCUCGGAUAUGCCAAUAAAGCUUUUGUAAAACAACUCACGCUGAUAACUGGAGAUGGAUCUCGUCCGAGAUCUUUUGCUAUUGGUGAUUUUAACAAGGAUCGUCAUUUAGAUUUUGCUGUAGCGAAUUCUGGCACGAAUAAUAUGGGCAUUUUUCUCGGAUAUGGAAAUGAUUCUUUUGCAAAUCAAUUGACAUAUGCCACUGAUUCUUCUCCAUGGUCUAUUGCUAUUGGCAAUUUCAAUAAUGAUACACUCAUUGAUAUUGCUGUCGCCAACUACGGUAACGACACGAUUGCCGUAUUUCUAGGAUAUGUUAAUGGAUCUUUUUCAAACCCAACGACGUUUAGCACUGGCUAUGAAUCUCAACCAAAUGCAGUUACUGUUAGUGACUUCAACAAUGACACCUUUCUGGACAUCAUCGUUGCUAAUUAUGGUAGCAGUAACGUUGGUAUUUUCCUCGGAAACGGUAAUGGAUCAUUUGCAAAUGGAACGAUUUUUUCAGUCGGUUAUGGAUCUCAGCCAAUAUUUGUUGUCAUUGGUGAUUUUAAUAAUGAUAGGAAGAUGGACUUCGCAACUGUCAAUGAAGGUACUGACAAUUUAGAAAUUCUCUUACAAACUUGCUAA
This is a messenger RNA of Adineta steineri, 4233 nucleotides long. The record is from the annotation of a GenBank genome assembly. Lineage: Eukaryota; Metazoa; Rotifera; Eurotatoria; Adinetida; Adinetidae.